CCCGGUGCAACAAAUGGGGACGUAAACAAAAUUGUGAAUUGUUUACAUUAUUUCUGCAUUAUUUAUUGGUUAUUGCUUUGUAGUUUGUACCUAAAACCAUGUACUAUAGGUGAACGGUUAUUCCACAUAGAGAUCAGCACGUCACUGUAACGUGAUUUCUUCGUUUGAAAAUGAUUUACCAUAUUCCCUGGAUCUACACACCGGUGCGGACUGUCUUGGCAUUCUGGCACCAGCUAACCAAAACUGAGAUCCCAGAGCUUGCCAAGUGUUCUGUGCUGAUGAAGGAACGCUGCAGAGUGGAAGAGACCAUCUAUGCCAUGCGGCGAGCCGGUGCAGGCAGCCUGCAGGUUAUCUCAGACUUUGACAUGACGCUCACCAGAUUCGCUUACAAUGGCAAGAGAGUCUCCACCACUCACAACAUCCUUGAUAACCGGUUGUUAAUUAAUGAAGAAUGCACUAAAAAGAUGAGAGAGCUGUUAAACACCUAUUAUCCUAUAGAAAUUGAUGCAAGCCGCACUUCUGAGGAGAAGCUGCCUCUCAUGGUGGAGUGGUGGACUAAAGUCCAUGGGCUCCUGAUUCAGCAGAAGAUCAGAAAAGACAUGCUGGCCCAGGCUGUGAAGGAAUCCAGCACCAUGCUCAGGGACGGCUACAAAGUGUUUUUUGACCGACUUGCCGAGCACCAGGUCCCUCUGUUAAUCUUCUCUGCUGGUGUUGGGGAUGUGCUGGAGGAGGUGAUCCGACAGAACCAUGUCUUCCAUCCCAAUAUCCACAUCAUCUCCAACUACAUGGACUUCGACCACACUGGGGUCCUGCAAGCCUUCAAAGGCCAGCUGAUACACACCUACAACAAGCGGGAAGGUGCUCUGUCACAUGCAGCUGGCCUCAGAGAGCUGCAGGGUCGGCCCAACGUUCUUCUACUGGGAGACUCUUUGGGAGACCUGACCAUGGCUGACGGGGUAUCAGAGCCCCAGAACAUCCUGACUGUUGGCUUCCUCAAUGACCAGGUGGAAGAGAGAAAAGAGUCGUACAUCAACUCUUUUGACAUUGUGCUGGUGGAGGACGAAACAAUGGACAUUCCAAACGCCAUCCUCAGGUACAUUUCCUCAUCUAGAGACAAGAAGUAAGACACACAGCAAGUAAGUUGAAACUUAAAUGACACAGGAGACCCAGAGUUGCAUGCUGGACAAUCUCACGUUGCAAGUGACCGUAUACUCUUUCCUCUUAAGUCUUUUCACCUCAGCACUCUUUGGUCUGGAUGGUAUUUGCUGUGAGACAAAGCCAUCUUUUCAACGUCCCAGGGUUCCAAAGGAAGCGUAGCAGCUUGAGCUUUGAGUAAAACAAUAGUUUGCAGAGGUGCACCAGCCUGACAUUGCACUACCUUGACAUGACCAUAAAAGAAAGGAUGUCUGUCAUGUUCAUCCAUUUUUAUUUGUCUGUCCUUUUUCACUCCUUAAAGAAGAAAAAAACGGUACUUCUUCUGGAUUAGGCUGGCUGCUCUAUCAGUUGUGAAACUUUUGGAGUCUGCUUAUGUUCAGAGAAAGAUGUAAAAGCCAUUUUGUAAAUGUCUGCCUGCCAAGGCUUGGACUUCAUAGAACUGACACAGCCCUGCUGUUUUUUGUGAGUACUAUAUAAAUACCUCUUUGAACACUGCAAGUACUCGAUCUUCACAUUUUAACACACUGCAUGUAUGAAUCUUUGGUUUGUUCACAGGGUGCAGCGAAGUUUAGCUUUUAUUUAAUUAUUUUCAGUCUGUAACAACUCAAAUGGUAAUUAUCAGGUCAAAGCGCUGCAACACAACAGUGCAUUUUUUCUUUCCAGUGAGCACAGCGAAUACACAGAAUGACUUCAAAGUGAGCAGGUCGUCCUUUGCUUCAGGUGUUGUGAAACUUGUGAAGUAUGAGUGGUCCUUAUAACUAGUGUUAAAGUUCAAACUCCUUUAUUGCUGUUAAUAAAUUUUUAAACUCGUAGAUUCUAAAAACAUUCGAAAGUAGUUAAGAAACAGUAUUUUAAUUCUUUAUUUUAUAAAUAUUUAUAAGUAUGCAAUCAAGUUGGUGCAACUUUUGUCUUGAGAUUGUUUGAAUUUUCGGUGCUUUUUAAAAAAUUAGUAAACUUUUUUUUUCCCCUCUUUUAUGAAAAGAUGCUCAAUGUGUUUUCUCACGUCCUUCAUAAUGUAUAUAUGUUAUAGUGCUAAAUUAAAUUAUUAAAGAGAAAUGUUGAAGUAAUGUAGCCUGGUGAAAAACUAAGUUAGCAGUCUCUAAAGAGAUGAUGGAUGUUAUUUGGUUCAUAUGAAACCAGAGAAGGCAGAAGGCAAAAAAACUGGAACAACUGUUGUUUUCUUACAAACAUUUUAAUUAACGUGACUUUCAGGGACAAAAAAGGUGCUUGUUGAUAGCUGUAUUUUCAGAAAACCAAACUCAAAAAACUCCACAAAACGAUCCUUUGUACCGUUUUGUCAAUAGAUUGUCCAAUGUGAUGUGGAAAAUAUUAAACCAUGAUGAUGAAUGAAA
Messenger RNA from Melanotaenia boesemani (Boeseman's rainbowfish), 2507 nucleotides. Its product is annotated as 7-methylguanosine phosphate-specific 5'-nucleotidase-like. The transcript is spliced from 10 exons. Bases 171 to 1124 code for a protein of 317 amino acids. NCBI's taxonomy places the organism in Eukaryota, Metazoa, Chordata, Actinopteri, Atheriniformes, Melanotaeniidae. The record is from RefSeq and is a predicted model, not a curated record. Gene Ontology annotation, cellular component: cytoplasm. Gene Ontology annotation, molecular function: magnesium ion binding; 5'-nucleotidase activity.